Molecule: messenger RNA, 1567 nt
Organism: Arachis ipaensis
Lineage: Eukaryota; Viridiplantae; Streptophyta; Magnoliopsida; Fabales; Fabaceae
Source: RefSeq, a predicted model, not a curated record
AUGAUAAUUGGACUCUAUGGGACGGGGACCCCUUGCCGCAUCUCCCGUCCCUGUUUAGUAAAGCCUCUUAUUUCCAUCUUAUUCUCGUCACAGGUAGGGGUGGCAAGCGGGGAAGCCCGCCCCGCCCCGUCCCUCCCCUACUACAAGAAAUGCGGCGCCGUCUUCGGUCUACUGCCGCCGCGCCAUCUUCACUCUACUGCCGCCGCGCCGUCGUCACUCCACUACCGCCGCGUCCGGCGUCUCUCCGUCAAACUCGCGUCGCCAUCGCACCGUCAAACUCGCGUCGCCGUCGCGCCGUCGCACCGUCACACUCGCAUCGCCGUUGCUCCAGGCUCUUCUGCUGAUUUGGCGAACCAGGAGACAGUUCAGAAGGUCUGUGACAUAGUCAAGAAGCAAUUGGCACUGCCAGAGGGUUCAAGUGUCACUGGAGAGUCCAAGUUUGCUGCCCUUGGAGCUGAUUCUCUUUACACAAUUUUGUGCAACCUCCUAUCCGCUUGUUCUGUCGCCGGAGCUUACUCUUCCGCUGGAAAAUGGAUAACUUUUCUGCAAUGUGCUGCAUUCUUGGAAGUUAUACAUGGAGCCAUUGGGCUUGUGCCAAGUGGAGCAUUGCUUCCUCUCAUGCAAUGGGGAGGGAGGACACAUUUUCUGCUUGCUAUUGUUACCAAACUUGAUGAGGUCCAAAAGUUACCUUCAGUUUUUAUCACCUUUUUCGCAUGGAGCAUAAGCGAGGUCAUUAGAUACUCACAUUAUGCUUUUAGCUGCAUUGGAAAUUGCCCUUAUUGGAUAACCUAUCUCAGGUACACUGCGUUUAUUGUGCUGUAUCCUUUGGGAGUAGGUCCUGGUGAAAUUUGGAUCAUGUACCGGGCACUUCCAAUUGUAAAGAAGAAGAACCUCUAUUCAGAAACCUUUUCAGGCCUCCCAUUUAGCUACUAUAAUUUCCUUAAGUUCUUUGGAAUAAAUCAGGUCUAUAUCAUUGGAGGAGAUGGAACUCAGAGAGGUGCUAGCAGGAUUUUUGAGGAGGUUAGAAGGCGUGGUCUCAAAGUUGCUGUUGUAGGAAUCCCCAAAACCAUAGAUAAUGACAUCCCGGUUAUUGAUAAGUCAUUCGGGUUUGAUACAGCUGUUGAGGAGGCUCAACGUGCUAUAAAUGCAACACAUGUUGAAGCUGAGAGCAUCGAGAAUGGCAUAGGUGUUGUCAAGCUCAUGGGAAGAUACAGUGGGUUUAUUUCAAUGUAUGCUACUCUUGCGAGUCGAGAUGUGGAUUGCUGCUUAAUUCCAGAGUCACCCUUUUACCUGGAAGGGCCAGGUGGAUUGCUUGAAUUUGUAGAAAGGAGACUCAAAGAAAACGGCCACAUGGUUGGUGGCUCUUCGGAUAGAUAUACUCUUUUUUGUCAUCGCUAGCACCUCUCUGAGUUCCAUCUCCCUAUUGCAUUUUUUUCUUAUUGUUUAAAAAUAGUUCUUUGUAUGCUUAUGAAUUCAUUUGCAUUUGAAUAUUGUCUUAUGCUUGUUCUAACUAGAUAUUGAAUAGAGCAUAGUUGUUCAUGAAUUAUUUUUAUCAUGUUUUAGUUUA